This is a messenger RNA of Trypanosoma rangeli, 558 nucleotides long. RefSeq names its product phosphoglycerate mutase protein. The coding region runs from base 1 to 558 and encodes 185 amino acids. The record is from RefSeq and is a predicted model, not a curated record. The transcript has a single exon. Gene Ontology annotation, molecular function: phosphatase activity. NCBI's taxonomy places the organism in Eukaryota, Euglenozoa, Kinetoplastea, Trypanosomatida, Trypanosomatidae. Gene Ontology annotation, cellular component: cytosol; cytoplasm.
AUGGCCGUCGUGCAUAUCUGCAGACACGGCCAAGACGAAGACAAUUUUGAGGGAAUUCUGAAUGGUCGACGCGAUCGCCCGCUGACGCAGCUGGGCCGGGCGCAGGCGACUGCGUUGGCGCGGAGAAUAAAGGAAAGCGGAACAACGUAUGACGUCAUUCUGGCAUCACCCCUGCAGCGGGCGAAUGAGACUGCCCGCAUAAUUGGUGAAGCUCUUUCUGUUAAGGUAGAAAUAGACAAUGAACUCGUGGAGCGUGAAUUUGGUGUGCUGACAGGAAAACCCACUGAUCAAAUCAAAACGUACGCUGGGGAGAAUGUCUUGGAAGGGGAAAAUGUCUUGUAUUUUCUUUCCGUCGAUGGGGCGGAACCGUUUGAAGAAUGCUAUAGCCGUGCCGCCAGUGUGUUACGGCGUGUGGAUGACGCCUUCACUGGAAAGCGUGUGUUGCUUGUGUGCCAUGGGGACAUUGGCAAGAUGCUGCAGGCGGUAAGGAAAAACAUACCGUGGCGUGAGGGGCUUAUGUUAUCAUAUUUUGCCAAUACAGAUGUUCUGGAGACGUAA